Drosophila navojoa is the source of this 680-nucleotide messenger RNA. RefSeq names its product peptidyl-prolyl cis-trans isomerase. Gene Ontology annotation, cellular component: cytoplasm. Gene Ontology annotation, molecular function: cyclosporin A binding; peptidyl-prolyl cis-trans isomerase activity. The record is from RefSeq and is a predicted model, not a curated record. NCBI's taxonomy places the organism in Eukaryota, Metazoa, Arthropoda, Insecta, Diptera, Drosophilidae. Gene Ontology annotation, biological process: protein peptidyl-prolyl isomerization; protein folding.
CCUGCUCUGGUCACAGAACAGAACGGAUCUGAAAUUAUUUCACAUUUAUUAGUUUUAAUUUUCAAAGCUGGCUUUGUUGCGCACGUUUUGCAAGCAGGCCAAAAUGUCGUCGUUGCCUCGUGUUUUCUUCGACAUUAAUGCAGGCGGGGAGAAGCUGGGUCGUAUCGUAAUGGAGUUGCGCUCGGACGUCGUUCCAAAGACCGCCGAGAACUUUCGCGCUUUGUGCACCGGAGAGAAGGGCUACGGCUACAAGGGCUCUCCUUUCCAUCGGGUUAUACCAAAUUUCAUGUGUCAAGGCGGAGACUUUACCAAUCAGAAUGGCACUGGAGGACGCUCCAUCUAUGGCCACAAAUUCCCGGAUGAAAACUUUCAGCUGAAGCACUCGGGCCCCGGCACCUUGUCGAUGGCCAAUGCCGGCCCCAAUACAAAUGGCUCGCAGUUCUUUAUUUGCACUGAGAAAACCACCUGGUUGGAUAACAAACACGUUGUCUUUGGCAAAGUGGUUGAGGGCAUGGAUGUCAUUCGUAAGGUUGAAUCGCUGGGCUCGAACUCUGGCGCCACAACCAAGAAAGUGUUAAUUGAAGACUGUGGCAGCUUGUAAAGUCAAAAACUCAAGUGGUUCAAUGUUAUUUUUUCCAGUACGUAGAUUAUUAGAGGCAGCUGUAGUUCGAUUUCAUUGA